Chanos chanos (milkfish) is the source of this 1104-nucleotide messenger RNA. RefSeq names its product popeye domain cAMP effector 1 (gene popdc1). The record is from RefSeq and is a predicted model, not a curated record. Gene Ontology annotation, biological process: heart development; skeletal muscle tissue development; striated muscle cell differentiation. Lineage: Eukaryota; Metazoa; Chordata; Actinopteri; Gonorynchiformes; Chanidae. The transcript is spliced from 7 exons. Gene Ontology annotation, molecular function: cAMP binding. The coding region runs from base 1 to 1104 and encodes 367 amino acids. Gene Ontology annotation, cellular component: sarcolemma.
AUGUCCACGUCCACCCCAGACAUGUCUACACUGUAUUACACCACCAUGGCACCAAUAUUGUCAAGCGUGGCAUCGGUUUCUAAUGGUUCGGAGUUUGUAUCAAACGUCACUUCAUGUCAGGAAUGGGAAGAAGCCCAUCAUCUGCUCUUCCACCUCGGCAACCUGAGUAUCGCUCUUGGCCUGCUUAUUCCCACCACUCUGGGCCUGCAUAUGAUCCUACUCCGACUCAUGCUGAUGACAGGGUGUUGCCUCUUCAUUGCCUGGGCUACUUUGUACAGAUGCACUCUGGAUAUCAUGAUCUGGAACGUGGUCUUCCUCGUGGUCAACUUUAUGCACUUUUUCUACUUACUGUACAAACGCAGACCAAUUAAGAUUGACAGAGAGCUUAAAUCGGUGUAUAAACGGAUGUUUGAGCCGCUUCAUGUGCGAGAAGCUCUGUUCCAGAGGCUGACUGGUCAGUUCUGCACCAUCCAAACCUUGAAAAAAGGUCAAGUGUACGCAGCUGAGGAUAAGACCUCAGUGGACGAGCGACUCAGCAUUCUUCUCAAAGGGAAAAUGAGAGUAUCUUAUCGUGGCCACUUCCUCCACAAUAUCUACACCAAUGCCUUCAUCGACUCACCAGAGUUUAGAUCCACUCAGAUGAACAGGGGAGAGAAAUUCCAGGUCACAAUCACUGCUGAGGAGAACUGCAAGUUCCUGUGCUGGUCUAGAGAGAGACUGACGUAUUUCCUGGAGUCUGACUCUUUCCUGAAUGAAGUGUUCAGGUACCUCAUUGGAAAAGACAUCACCAACAAACUGUACUCACUCAACGACCCCACUCUCAGUGACAAGGCUGUGAAGAAGAUGGACCGUCAGCCAAGCCUUUGCUCCCAGCUCUCCAUGAUGCAGAUGAGAAACAGCAUGGCCAGUACUAGUGACACGGAUGACGUGUUAAACCAGAUUUUGCGAGGAGGUCCCGGAGGCUCUUCGCUCCAAAAAUCCCCCUUGACCAAGCCAUCCGCGACUAUGAAGCCAAUUGAAGAAGGAUUGGAAGAUGACGUUUUUGUGUCUGACUCCGCCGUAAACGAAAAGCAUGCCCCUAAGACAACCCCAGAGGAAGUGUAG